Molecule: messenger RNA, 5439 nt
Organism: Siniperca chuatsi (mandarin fish)
Lineage: Eukaryota; Metazoa; Chordata; Actinopteri; Centrarchiformes; Sinipercidae
Exons: 1
Coding region: 1536-3848 (770 amino acids)
Biological process (GO): DNA integration
Molecular function (GO): nucleic acid binding
Source: RefSeq, a predicted model, not a curated record
GCUGACAAGAUUCCGCCUUUAGAUCCGGAUGCCAAAAUUCUCCUCUUACUGGGCAGAGACAUCUUGCAAGUACAUAAGGUCCGAGAACAGAUAAGUGGCCCAGGAGAUGCACCGUUCGCGCAAAGGCUUGAUCUAGGAUGGGUCGUCGCUGGCGAUGUGUGCCUUGGAGGGCUCACAGAACGCAAGAGGUGGGAAGCUACAAAACAGCCAUCUUAGAGAACGGUCGUCGCGAGUUAUCUUCAACCGUGCAACAACCAGAUCAAAGUGAAAGAGGUAUUUGGUCAAGCGUCUAGACCUCAGCAUCAUCCAGCACCAACCUCCAUCCACGGUUCAAUGACACUCAGCGGAGACCCCUUAGGGCAAACCGUCUUCGCUUGUUCUCCCGACGACCAUAGACUCGCGCUCCAUCCAUGGAGGAUUUAGAGUUUCUGAAGAUAAUGGAAGGUGAGUGCUAUCAAGACAGUUUCAAAAAUUGGGUUGCACCUUUACCCUUUCGGUCGCGAGACAGCGUCUUCCUAACAACAGGAAGCAGGUUUUCGACCGUCUUAUCUCGCUCCAGCGCUCAUUGGAAAAACGACCACAGAUGAAAGCCGAUUUUCUGGAGUUUAUGGAAAAGAUGUUCAAGAAGGCACACGCUGAAGUCGCCCCGCCAGUACAGCCUGGACAAGAGUGUUGGUACUUACCUUUGUUUGGUGUGUAUCAUCCAAGGAAACCAGAUAGGAUUCGUGUGGUCUUCGACAGCAGUGCAUCAUAUGAAGGAGUGUCGCUCAACAAUAUCUUGCUCACUGGUCCCGACCUUAAUAAUAGCUUGCUAGGUGUUCUUAUGAGGUUUAGGAAGGAACAGGUGGCGAUCACUGCCGACAUCGAGCACAUGUUCCACUGCUUUCGUCAAGGAGGACCACCGUGAUUUUCUUCGCUUCCUGUGGUACAGGAACAACGACCCUACCUCCGACAUCGUGGACUACAGAAUGCGGGUUCACCUUUUUGGGAAUAGUCCUCACCUGCCGUUGCAGUGUAUGGUCUGCGACGGGCAGCAAAGGAAGCAGAGGCCGACUAUGGUAGUGAUGCAAGAAGUUUCAUCGACCGCCAGUUCUAUGUCGACGACGCUUUGAAGUCCUUCAGCACAGAGGAAGAGGCCAUCAGCGUCCUUGGGCGAGCACAGAAGAUGCUUGCGGCUUCCAACCUCAGGCUACACAAAAUUGCUUCAAAUCGUCCAGCAGUCAUCGAGCGUUUCCAUUUGAAGAUCGCAGUAAGGACGUCAACAGCCAAGAUCUCUUUGUUGAUGAUCCGCCAAUACAACGUAGCCUUGGAUUGUUCUGGAACAUGCGCGCAGACACCUUCAUGUUUCAAAUCGAAGACGACCAGAAGCCAUUCACUCGCAGAGGAGUACUUUCGACCGUGAACAGCCUCUACGAUCCUCUCGGAUUCCUCGCACCCAUCACAGUUCAUGGAAGACUAAUACUCAGACAACUGACUAAGCAAGCAGAGGAUUGGGACACACCUCUACCCAAAGACAUGGAGACCGAAUGGAUUAGAUGGAAACGGUCACUCCGAGACCUGGAGGACUCCAGAUACCACGCCCUUAUACGUCAUUCUCCACCGCGGGUGCUCUAAGGAGAGAACUCUGUAUCUUCGCAGAUGCAUCGGUCAAGGCAAUAGCAGCCGUAGCCUACAUCAAGGUGACAAACCACCAAGAACAGAUUGACAUUGGCUUUGUCUUCGGGAAGGCGAAGUUGGCGCCCCAGCCCGAUUUAACUAUUCCAAGACUUGAGCUCUGUGCGGCUGUACUCGCCAUCGAGAUCGCUGAGAUGGUAGUUUCAGAGAUGGACAUAACGUUCAACAACAUCACCUACUACACAGAUAGCAAGGUUGUAUUGGGAUACAUCCAGAAUCAGUCAAGGAGAUUCUAUGUCUAUGUACACAACAGGAUCCAAAGAAUCUGUCAAUCACCUUGUUCCGGCCCAUGGAAGUACGUUCCAACGCAUCUCAACCCAGCUGACAUUGGGUCAAGAACUGUGCCUUCAGACUUGCUUAGCAGCACAACUUGGCUCAAAGGGCCAGCCUUUCUUCGUGAUGUGUCUUCACAUUCUCCUGAGAUUCAAGACGCUUACGACCUUAUCAACCCCGACGCCGACUCUGAAGUGCGUCCCCAGGUGGUGGCGAGUUUUACUCACGUUACCAGAGAUGUGAUACAUCCACAACGCUUCGAACGCUUCUCCAAGUUCAGCACUCUCCUCACAGCCAUAGCUCACCUCAUCCACGUGGCUCGUUCUUUCGCCAAUUUUACUCAGGAUGAAUGUCAAGGGUGGCAUGUCUGUCGACCUACAGAGGAAGAGUUGUUGAGAGCCAAAGUGUGUAUUGUGAAGAGCGUCCAGAAUCAGUGCUAUUCAGAGGAACUUAAGUGCAUCAACUCAGGAUCUAACAUUCCACCGAGCAGCAGCCUUUGGAAACUGCACCCCAUCAUAGACCAAAAUCAACUGCUUAGAGUAGGAGGUCGAAUUGAGCAGUCGGAUCUGAGCAUGAACGAAGUUCAUCCCAUCAUCAUUCCUGGCCGGCAUCAUCUAGCUACCCUGCUCGUGUCUCACUAUCACGAAGCAGUGAAGCACCAAGGAAGACAUCUGACCGAAGGCGCCAUUCGAGCGGCAGGAUUCUGGCUGGUGGGAGCUAAACGUUGCAUCAGCAGUUUGCUUCAUAGAUGCGUCACUUGUAGAAGACUGAGGGGAAAAAUGGAACAUCAGCAGAUGGCAGCUCUGCCAGCAGAACGGUUACAAGUAGCACCUCCUUUCACCUACGUAGGUGUCGACGUCUUUGGACCCUGGGAAAUCGUCUCACGCCGUACAAGAGGAGGAGUCUCCAACUCUAAACGAUGGGCUGUGAUGUUCUCUUGUAUGUGUUCGAGGGCAGUCCACAUCGAGGUGAUUGAAACCAUGAGUACCAGCAGUUUUAUCAAUGCCUUGAGGAGGUUCUUUGCAAUCAGGGGCCCUGCGAAGCAGAUCCGUUCCGACUGCGGAACUAACUUCAUCGGUGCUUCUCAUGUACUGGACAUGGAUCAGUCGAAUCCAGGCCUCAAAAAAGUGGAAGAGUACUUGCACACUCAGAGCUGCACAUGGGUAUUCAACCCACCCCACGCGUCUCAUAUGGGCGGCGCGUGGGAACGAAUGAUUGGCAUUGCCCGCAGUAUUUUGGACUGCAUGUUGCUUGAGCAGAAAAGGUCUCAUCUUUCACAUGAAGUCCUGACCACCUUCAUGGCCGAAGUAGCAGCAAUCAUGAAUGCUAGACCGCUCAUCCCGGUGUCAUCGGAUCCGGAGUCGCUUCUUAUCCUCACUCCAGCAAUGCUUCUGACCCUCAAGACAGGUUCUGCACCUCCUCCUCCGUCAGCAAGCUUUGAGGAAGCACAUCUCAUCAGAGAAGAGUGGAAGCGAGUUCAGAGCCUAGCAGACAUGUUUUGGAACAGGUGGAAACAUGAAUACCUCAAAACAUUGCAGCUUCGACACAAGUGGCAAGGAAAGAGGCCAAAUCUACAAGAACGAGACAUGGUUCUUUUGAAAGACAAUCAAGCUAAGAGAAAUCAAUGGCCUAAAGGCAUUAUCACAAAAACCUUUCCAGGAGAAGAUGGAUUGGUUCGGAAGGUUCAAGUGGAAAUUGUUAAGGAUGGAACCAGAAAGACCUUUUCUCGGCCAGUUACAGAAGUGGUUUUGCUUUUUCCCCAAAGACCGAUUCUGUUACUUAAUGUGGGCUCUUUAAAGACCCCAAGCGGGGAGUGUCAUGCCGCUUUAGACAAAAAAGGUUUUUUGUUUAUCUCAGCAGUACAGCGCCAUCUGUUUAUUUCUGUAACUAUAGUAAUGUAAUACGGGCGCACGUCUUGAAUCAGGAAGUAGAUCGCCGUGCGGUAGUCAGUUACAGCAGUGUGCGAGUUCUACCGGUCAUCCGUUCUCAGGCGAUCGCUUUCUCCUCUUCUCUUUGCUGAAGCAACGUCUGUGAGUAUUUCUCGUCGUGUAAUAUUAGGAUAGCGCCUAUUUAUAUCUUUUGUACGGCUAAGUUAGCUUUCUGUUUAUUACUGCUGAUUGAUUGAUUACUAGCUCGAUUGCGUUUACUAUACAGAUCACCGCUGUGUAGAUAAUCCGUGCUGUUUUUUCUGUUACUUUGUAUUUGGAUUUAAUAUUAAUACAUAUUACAUUUGUAUUGCAUUACAGUUUCACAAUAUGCCCAGUAAACUUUAUGGAAAUGAAUCAUCUGUGUCCUGGAGUUUCUUGGGAGUGUUUAAGCUGAAUGGAGCUUAGUCCAUGACAGUGAAAAGACGGCGACGCAGCUAACGAGGGUCACAAGGAUUGCCAUCUUACGGAGCAAUUUAAUACCAAGAGAUAAGUGGUUAACGCUACAGCGCCCGUCAGCAACGCCAUAGCUCUCUUCUCCCGUAAUUGUCAACGCAGUGAGUCACAAUGUCACAACAUAGCGACAGUAGGAAAAGGGACGAAGAUAUCCAGUCCGAGACUAUGCGUUCAAGAAGCAGUCGUUCAUCUGGUUCAUCGGCCAGCUCGAAGAUUAGUAUGGCUGUUGCCAUGGCAAAGGCGAAGGCUGAAGCAGCGCAAGCUAGAGCAGCACACACGCAGAAAGAAAUCGAACUUAAAGUAGAGCAAGCCCGCGUUCAAGCUAAUCUUGAUGCCUUAAACGAUGAGAAAGAAAAGGAUGCAGCCAUAGCAGAGGCAAAUGCCCUCAUGGCUGGUCUACAAGAUAUGGGUUUUGAAGUAUGCAGUAAGGCUAGCAGCCAGGUUCCUCUAUCGGUCAAAGACCAGCGAGUUGCCGCUUAUGUGACGGUGCAAGCCAGCCUAUGCAGCAGAGAUUUAUCAGUCAAAAAAGGUUGUGAUUAUGUUCCGCCAACGCUGCAUCCUCCGUAUUCCCAACCUAAUGAUGCUAUUUUCUCAACGCCUCACUCACUCAGCGUGCGUCAAAAUCAAGCUGCUGCUUCCGCAGAUAUUAUGCCACAUGAAGCUCAUCAAGCUUCUCAGACCAGUGGAGCGCCGCUUACAACAAAGCUACAAUCAAGCGCUUAACUCUGUCCCAGUGCUUCAGCGCGGUGGGAUCCGUCUGCAACAGAACAUCAAAGCGGAUCCUCACCUCCUACACGCACGCAUGCCCACGAGAUACCUUUUGGAGCUAGCUAUGACCAUUCUACAUCCACUGGAGAUCUCAUUAAAUACCUAGCUCGUAGCAGCCUGGUGACUUCAGGUCUAACCACAUAUGAUGACCAGCCAAUGAACUAUUGGGCCUGGAAAACAUCGUUCCUGAACGCUAUCGCCGAUCUUGACCUGUCUGCUGCAGGAGAGCUCGACCUCCUCACCAAGUAUCUAGGAAGAGAGUCGACAGAACAAGUAAGAAGAAUUAAAACAGUUAACAUUAAGGAUCCAACAACUGGAUUGCGCAUGGCAUGGGAACGCCUCG